GCACAUUUUAUAAUUGUAUAUUUAUACAUCCAUCUUGUCAUUCUUACAAAAUGUCGAAAGUAAAGAAUGCUAAAAAGAGAGCUAAACGGGCCAAGCAGCGCGCACAGAACGAGCUUUGCGCUGUUGCUAGUGGCAAUAGUCAACAGUCUGAAACAUCAUCUCAAACUGUGGCACCUUCAGCUUCAUCACAAUCUCCACUUUUAGUCUCGUCACAGAACCCCUCAUUCGUCUCAACCCCUCCACCAACAACUGUGCAUCUGGAUCUUCACGAGGAUAAGAAGGGCAAGAAGAAGCAAAACACGCCUCCUACUAUAGCUUCCUCAACAAGCGCUAAAGAGACGCCCUCAUCUUCGGAAACAUGUAGAAAACUCACUUCUGAUCCAUCGUCAUUAUCGCAACAAAAGCCAUCAAUAACGAAUCCUACCAAUGAUUCUAAAGCGUCUUGCAGUUACACAUCAACUCUGGAUGACAAAGCGCUCGAGUUGUUUGUAGCAAAGGAGGCUGAAUCAGAGGUAGAGCGACUGCAGAAAUUAGUAGUGAGGUUGCAAAAGGAGAUUGAGUAUAAAGAUGCUAUUAUCGCAAAACUACGGUCUACAGAGGUAGAAGCUGGAGGAGAGUCAACUACUAGACCAGCCGCAGUAGAUGUAGUCGAUCAUACCACUAGCGGUGACUCAAAUGCUCAAAUAACCUCAAUAAGGCUACAGCAGCAACAAAAGCGCGAUAUGGCACUGCAGUGCAGCAUCUGUGUCGAUUACUUUUCAUCACCUUUUACGAUCGAAUGCGGCCAUACUUUCUGCUAUGCCUGCUUGCACUCAUGGAUCGAAAUCCACAAGUCAUGUCCAACAUGUCGGACUAAAUUAUUACGGAGACCAACUUUUUCGCUCAACAUUCGUGAGCAAGUCCAGAACUCAAUUGCCGGGCUCCUGGAGCCUGAACGUAAAGCUACCAUGGCGAGGAUAGAGGCAGAUGAAAAUAGUUUCAAACGUAUUCAAAAACAGGGCGAUAUCUGGGCAGGGCUGUUCAGGCCCCUCAGUCUUGAUGGACUUGGUAGCGGUACUGUUAUUGAUAAAGAGGAUGGUGUGAGACGUUGUGCAGUAUGUGGAUGGGAAGUUAGAAGGGGAGUAUGUGUCAACUGUAGUACAUUAUUUAGUGGCGACGAGGAUUCUGAUACAGUUGACAACCAUAGCGAUUUUGAUGACGAAUAUAGCAGAGCGAGGAGUCGCCGUAUCAAACGCGGAGUAUCACGAUCCAAGCGGCCCUCCACACGGAUCAGAACAAGAGGGUCACACAACAGAAGACUAAGCAAGGUGUCUCCAACAAUCGUUCAGAUUUCGGAUGAUAGCGAAUCAGAACAGAGGGAUAAAGGUGGUACUGAUAAAGAGGAGAGGGGAAAAGAUUCUGAAAGGAGCAAGGGUACUGAAGAAGUAAAAGAAGAUGAGAGUACUGUAGUUGCCGCAAUGUCAGCUAAUCGGUCUAAAGGCUUGCUCCAGCGAAAGAGGCGUGCCAUAUGUAUCUCGGACGAUGACGACGAACUGAAGGACGCCAAAGGAAACGAUAACAAGAGUGGAGCUGGAGAGGGUAUUAGCAGUAAUGGUGGUAGCACUAGCAGGCUUAAGGGCGUGAAAAGGGGUAAACUCGCAAAACAAGUCGUAUUUGAUAGUGAGUCUGAAGAAUUAUUGGUUAAAAAUAAGGACAGGAAACAGAAGCAGAACAAAGGAGUCGGCAAGGGAAAGAGCAGGGCUGAAGAGAGCAGUGAUGAUAUGGAUGAUACUGGUGAUAGCGAUAAUACGGAUGGUACUGAUGAUAGCGAUGAUGACUUUUUUAAAUCGUCAUCCUCACUGCGACGGAAGAAAAAUCAUCGUAGUGCUAAUCUGGAAGCAUUGUUUACAUAG
Lobosporangium transversale is the source of this 1892-nucleotide messenger RNA. RefSeq lists its product as hypothetical. The record is from RefSeq and is a predicted model, not a curated record. Bases 51 to 1892 code for a protein of 613 amino acids. Lineage: Eukaryota; Fungi; Mortierellomycota; Mortierellomycetes; Mortierellales; Mortierellaceae. The transcript has 4 exons.